Linnemannia hyalina is the source of this 633-nucleotide messenger RNA. Lineage: Eukaryota; Fungi; Mortierellomycota; Mortierellomycetes; Mortierellales; Mortierellaceae. The record is from the annotation of a GenBank genome assembly.
AUGGCCACCUCCUCUGAAGAGAAGCAGGUCUCCCCCGAGUCCAAGGCCCAGAGCAUCAUCGACUCCCUCCCCGGCAACUCUUUGAUCUCCAAGACUGGAUACGUCACCGCCAUUGCUGGUGCCGCCACUUACUUGAUCUCCAAGGAGAUCUACGUCUUCAACGAGGAGUCCUUGGUCCUCAUGGCCUUCGCUGCCACCUUCGGCGGUAUCGUCAAGGCUGCCCGCGAGCCCUUCAACGAGUGGGCUGAUGUCCACAUCAACAAGAUCCGCACCGUCCUCGAGAAGGCUCGCGUCGACCACAAGGCCGCCGUUGAGGACCGCAUUGACCAGGUCGGUCAGAUGAAGGAUGUUGUCGAGGUCACUAAGGCUCUCUACGCUCUUUCCAAGGAGACCGCCAAGCUCGAGGCUGAGGCCUUUGAGCUCAAGCAGAAGACCUCCAUGACCGCCGAGGUCAAGUCUGUCCUCGACUCCUGGGUCCGCUACGAGACCUCCGUCCGUGAGCGCGAGCAGUCCAAGUUGGCCGCCUACAUGAUCGAGAAGAUCAAGGCCGAUCUCUUGGACCCCAAGCUCCAGGCCAAGAUUCUCGAAGAGUCCAUCAGCCAGGUCGAGAAGAUUGCCUCCAACAAGGCCUAA